Molecule: messenger RNA, 10527 nt
Organism: Nothobranchius furzeri (turquoise killifish)
Lineage: Eukaryota; Metazoa; Chordata; Actinopteri; Cyprinodontiformes; Nothobranchiidae
Gene: zbtb37
Product: zinc finger and BTB domain containing 37
Biological process (GO): regulation of transcription by RNA polymerase II
Molecular function (GO): DNA-binding transcription factor activity, RNA polymerase II-specific; protein binding; RNA polymerase II cis-regulatory region sequence-specific DNA binding
Source: RefSeq, a predicted model, not a curated record
GCAGACUCGGCCCUUCUCUGCUGAAAAGGGAAGAUGAGACGCCGCUGCAGCGGUCCGGAACCGAACCGAGCCUUACUUCCAGCGGAAUGUCGGCGGCGCGGCUGCUGACUGAGAGGAGGCCGAGCUCAGCUGCUGAUCCCCGGCCCUGAACACGACGCGACCGCCGCCGGAGCCCCGCAGCCUGGAGGAGCAGGCGGGUGGAGCUGCAGCCCGCCGGGCCGUUCCGAGACAAGCCGAACCGAACAGAGUCAUCCACGGUUCCGACGGCGAUGCACAGAAUUUUACUGGACUGAAGUCUCGUCACGAACGCGUCCGGAAGCCAAACCUGAUCAGCCCCCGCCCCCUUAUACAGGCUGCAGCAUGGAGCGCUCCGGCAGCAUUCAGCUGGACAUUCCCGACUUCAGUAACUCGGUCCUGACCCACCUCAACCAGCUCCGCGUCCAGGGGCGUCUCUGCGACAUCGUGGUCAACGUUCAGGGUCAGAGUUUUCGAGCUCACAAGGUGGUCCUUGCCGCCAGCUCGCCGUACUUCCGGGACCACAUGUCGCUGAGCCAGAUGAGCACCGUGUCCCUGACGGUGAUCCGGAACCCGUCUGUGUUUGAACAGCUCCUGUCCUUCUGCUACACGGGUCGCCUGUGCCUGCAGCUCGCUGACAUCAUCAGCUACCUGACGGCCGCCAGCUUCCUGCAGAUGCAGCACAUCAUCGACCGCUGCACCCAGAUCCUCGAGGGGAUCCACCUCAAGAUCAGCCUGGCCGACCUGGACGAGGGGUCCCGGGACGAAGAGGUGGUUCGAGGGUCCAGGGGUAGCAGGACCCUGGAGGCCGUGGUACGGGGCCAUCAAGGUGGUUUACGGCUUCUCGGGCCACGGGGAGGGGUGGAGCAAUGCGAGGUUGUCAGCCCAGCAGAGGAACCCCUCAGCCCGCCGCCAACGGUGGAGCACAGCGGGCUCCAGGGGCCAGGGGCCACCAGCAGCAGAGCGGGAAAAGAACCCAUCCUACGCAUAAACCGGGCGGGGCAGUGGUACGUGGAGACCAGCAGCGAGCCGGAGCGGACCGACAGCGCGGAGGAGGGCACCGGCGUGGAUGGAGUUAGGAUCAAGACUGAGAGGAUGGAGGAUUGGAUCGGUGCCGGAGAGCAGCUGGAGGAGGGGGGCCCGGUGGAGGAGGGGGCGACGGUGAUGAUUGACACGUCUGGACGCAGCACAGUGGUGACGGGGCCCCUGGGAGCACUGGGGGCCCGCAGUGUGCAGCCGUCCUCCAGCUUCAGCGAGGCUGACAGGUUCAGUCCAACCGGCAGUGUGGUCGUCCUCACCGAGCGCCAGAGGGCGAAGAGCGAGUCUCCAAGUCGGGCCGACGAGCUGCGACAGCCGACCUCGCAGGGGGAGGAGCAUGCAGCGUUUGAUAUGGGCGGGUAUGAGGACUACCUGAGGGAGCAGGUGGGAGACCGCUGGUUCCGCUACAAUCCCCGGCUCACCUGCAUCUACUGCUGCAAGUCCUUCAAUCAGAAAGGCAGCCUGGACCGCCACAUGCGUCUGCACAUGGGAAUAACGCCAUUUGUUUGCCGCAUCUGUGGGAAAAAGUACACACGCAAAGACCAGCUGGAGUACCACAUCCGCAAGCACACCGGCAACAAGCCCUUCCACUGCCACGUCUGCGGGAAGAGCUUCCCCUUCCAGGCCAUCUUAAACCAACACUUCCGCAAGAACCACCCAGGCUGCGCCCCCCAGGAGGCCCACAGCGCUUCCCCCGAGACCACCACCACCUCUGUAACGUCCAGAGGAGGCCCGAGCGAUGAGGCCUCACCAAGCCAAGAGGAGCCAGAAGGCGGCGGGAGUGGUAAUGGCGGGGGGCAGUACGGAGAGGGCCCUCAAACCUCGGUGUCCACCACAGGGCCCGACUGACCUCAGCAACAGGAAGUGGGCGGGACUAGGCCAGUCUGAUCUUGUUGUACCUGACAGGAGCCAACAGACACCUCGGAGUCUGAACUGAGAUUUCUCUGCUUUAAACCGCAUCUACCUUCACUAACCAAUCAGAACAGAUUAAGCUAAUGAAGAAACGCCACACACUCCAACAACCUCAUACGCCACAGCGUUCAGUGGUCCUCGUUUGCCUCCGUUGAUUUACGUUAGUUUUCUACCUUUAUAUUCACCGGUUCACCAUGCAGCACCACGACAGACAGCCUGCCAAAAUACUCAGUGCCAGUUUUACGGUUCCAGUCCUUUGUUUUUGCCUUGAGACAAUCCGGAGCAGUCAGGUUAAUAUUUAUCACCCUCGUGCUCGCCAAGUGCCACACGGUGAAGACUGAGCCGUGGAGAGCGAGACGCUAAAGUCCAGUGUGAUUGGAGUCUCUUUUGAUCACAUUUCAAACUCGUGCUGUUUUUCACGACCCACCCCUCGUGCACGCCGCCGGGAAAACCCAAGUCCUCGUCGUUCGGAUGUCGCGGUUAGACGUUUGUAUGUUUUUACCUGUUUCGGUGUCGUGUUUCCUAAAUUUACUCUGAAGAUGUUGACUGCAGGUCUUUGAUGGAAGGGUGAAUUAGAAACCUAAACUUGAUUAGCGGCAGAUCGUUAAGCUCUAGCGCUAACUUACUGUAGAGGGUUAACGCCUUCGUCCCGUCAUGGUUCGGAGUAGGGAUGUCCCGUUCCGAUAUCGAUAUCGGAAGUAAUUCGAUAUCAGCCCAAAAACAGAGUAUCGGAUCAUAUCGGACGACAUCAAAAAUGUCCGAUAUGAGCAGUCCAUUAAGGGUUACGUAUUUGCAACCAAUGGUUAAGAAAAAAUAGUCUUUUUUUCAUACUUACUGUCAUUGGCUCUUGUUCUCCAAUUGAGUAAUAUCACUUCAUCAAACCUUUCAUAAGUUCCACACUACGAAAUAGGUAAAAGUAUGUGUGAUGCGUGCUGAUAUCGUAUCAGAUUGAUAUCGGUAUCGGUCAGUACUGAAGGCUGCAAUGUCGGAAUCGUAUCGGAAGUGAAAACGUUGUAUCGGGACAUCCCUAGUGCGGUGUAUACAACGUUUCCAGGUGAUCUGCUGCAGCAACGAGGAGCCGUGUGCUUUCGGCUGCCUGUUCCUUCACAUGAUGCUAAAUGAGGUUUUCUUUGGUCAUCCGGUCUGUUUUCUGUGCUUCGAUGAGAAGAGUGUUUCGUUUAGGGCGACGCUUUUUUCCCAGGCUGAACCGUGACUUGGACGAACUGUCGCAUCUCUACUAAACAUCGAGUAGCGCUUCUGCAAAUCUCAGCAUCACUGCGAGUACAGAGUAAUAAUAGUACUAAGUAGGACCAAAAGUAUUUUUAACAAAGUGUGUCUAUGAAUCAUUUUUUGUUGAACGUUACUUUAACUUGAAAUUACGUCGUUUUUCAUCAGAUGUUUUUAAUUAAACACCUAAAAUGAUUUUACUGCAUUUUUAGGACGUCUUGGUGGUGUUGGGUGUGGACUAAAUACAAACACGCUCGUUUGAAACCAGACAUGUAAUUUGGAUUAUUUUUAGCCAGAAUAUUUGAAGACCUCGUCGCCGAUGAAGAACUCUGAUCACACUGGCUUAUUAAUCUGGCUGUAAACUAUCGAACCUUCUCAGAUUAGCGCUGGAUCCUUGUGGCAGUGAAACCUUUAAGGAUCCGGUAGAUUAUUGUCAAACCCUCUGGCUGAACAAACUCAUCGUAGGAAAACUGGACGGCGUCCAGUCUCAGAUAAGCUACACAGCUCAGUUACCUCUCAUCACUACGCAAUACAGCUGCUGCAUUCUCCGCACCACCGGGGGGCGCUCUGGGGGUGCUCCACCCACACAGAGAUCUCCAUCAGUCUUCUCAGAUGUUUCUGUUUUCCUUGCAAACCAGCUAGUCUGUUUGGUUUGUGUUUACUGUACACUUUAGUGCUCUGACAAUGUGUGAAAGCUUGUUCGGAACGACCCGAUCGGACUUUUUGGGGACGUGUUGCGUCUGCUGCACCCAACUUCAAAUCUCAGAUAGAUCAGAACCUCUCGUUUCGCCUACCAAAAGCCACGAGCCACAACUUUAAAUCAGGUGGGGCUACAGUUGGUGUUCAGUUCUGUAGGUUGGUUAGGCCUGGUUAGUGGUUGAACCAGUCGUUCAGACAACCAGUACUUAAAUGUGAUAUUUAUUCCUACAGCUCUGGGUUAGGGUUAGGCCGAUUCACAUAUCACACUGGUUCCUUUAUUAUUUAACUUCUUGCUAACAAAUAAUUUGGACAAAAAUCACCUUUGGCUAGUUGAAAGUCGCUAUAUAGUUAGCGGCUACGCGUUGCUUACUGCGCUAACCUGCUUACUCGCAGUUUGAACUUAGGUUUGAUCAUUUAUUAACGUUUUAUAUUUCUCAACAAUGAUCAGAAAAUAUAAUUUCAAUAUAAUAUUAAUACUGUUAGUUCAUAUUAAAGCCAUAAACAGACGUAAUCAUGUUUUUAUUACUUUAAGCCCAGACUUAUCCAGUCUCUAGGGUCAAUCUGAAUUAUUAGACAAAGGUGAAACUGAGAUUUUAACGUGAGUGCAGAAGAAGCAACACAUCGCUGAUGGCUGGGUUCGUGUUGAGCAAAAAGGACACGGAGCCCUGUCAGACGUGAUGGAUGUAGUAGCCGGACCGUGGAGCUGGAUUAGGAUUACAAUCCAGAGGUUCACCUUCCAGAAGGAGGGCACAGGUCAGACUCACUGGCAACCAAAGGACAGCGGCGCCAUUUAGGUUCUCAGAAACGCCAAAAAUUACGUCGGCGAGAGAGUCCCGGACAAACCAGUUUUUAUAAAGCAGAACAAGAAGAAAUCUACACAUAUUUGACAAAUGUAUUUAAACUACUAAGAUACUUGUUUGUUUUUUUUACUUAUAAAUGAUGUUCGGAGCCGAGUCCAGACGAGCGGAGAUUUGGGAGGUAGCACACGGACCCACUGUUACUGUUUUCUACAGAACUGUGAAUCAGAUUCUCAGUGGACAGAAAAUGUUUUUAUGCAAGUGAAGCCAGCGGCUCCGCCCUUCCGCCGAGUGACUCCUCCCACAGCGAGAGCCGCCGCCGCGCUGACACUCUUCAGGCUUACCCAGGAUCUAUCAGGUAUAAAGACUUUCUCCUUUUUCAUUAAGUGGACGUUUCCUUUUGUAGCAGAGCGUUAACGGCUAAACCUCAGUGCAGUUUGCACACUGCAAAAAUAAAAUAACCUGUCAACACACACGCUAGCAGCAGGUCAAAUCCACCCCCUGUACGAGAUUACAGGCGGAAGCAAAACCAGGGCUGGGCAAUACGGAACAAAGGGUUUAGGAUUAUUAAAACCAGAAAACCUCGUCUGUGUCCUGCAGCCCCCAGGGAGAGCAGGUUUCACUUUUACUUCAGCGGUUCUGAUGGGCUUAGGGCAGGGGCCAUUUUAAAAAACGACCUUGAAGUUCGAGGUCCGGUCCCGGGGCGGUACAGUCACCAAUACACACCAGCACCGUUCCUACCCCGCCGGCGCGAGGGCGACAGCCGGCCUGGGGGGGUGCUGGUGGGUCGGACCUUAGGCUUUAGGGUGUGUUUUAACACACACGCGCAUUUAUCAGGCUCAACUAUAAAAAACAAGUCAAAUGAUUUUUGGCCAAACUAAACAAGAUUCUGACCAUAUCUGGAAUUCUCAAACGUUCUUUUAUAAACACAAAAAAGAAACUUCAAUCAAAACGGUCCUAAAUCAACCAGCGAGCAUUAGUGCCACGUCCUUGAAAUAUCAAAAACAAGCAUUUAGUUUGGGGUAAAGUUAAAAUAUACAGGAAAGAAAUCGGAAAUAUUAAAUGUGAAUAAAGUUGAAAAUAGUUUAUUUCUAGACAAACAAGAGAAAUCCAAACUCUGUGCUCUUAAAGCUGACCUCAUUUAUUUGGUUUAAUAUUUUCCUAAUAGUUUAUUAAAUCCUGUUCUGAGAUUUAUAAAACAAUAUGAAUAAAACUGUAUUACAUUUUUCAGAUAUUUGAGGUACAUGUGUGUGUUUGAGACUCUUACUGUGAAGGAUUAAAGGAAGUUAAGUAUACUGCUCUUUAACAAAUGGUAGGGGCGGAGCAAAUGCAAGAAUUUCCCCAAAUAUACAAAAUCUGAUCUCUUAUAGAUGCUGCUAUAAGCAGCCUAAAGAUAGCAUCACAUAUAAAUAAAAUGUGUCCGUUUAUUCAGUAAAAUGAACCCACAAUCCCCUGUUAAUAUAAUAAUAAACAGAAUAAAUACAGUCGAAACUGGUUUAUGUUAUCUCGCUAAUCUGAAAAUUACUCCCUUUUUAUAUAUUUUUGUAAAAUAGUAUUUCUCUUUUUUUUUGUGUUUAAAAAUCAACUUAAUUUUCAAUUUGCUUUCUCUGAAUGGUACGAAUGCUCAGCUCAGAGUGAGAGCGAAAUUCUCCAGAUGCUAAUUCUUAGCUAGUUAGCAUUAGCUUGUUCCGUUAAUAUUAUUUUAACCAAACAGGACUUGAAUCUGCGACAUCAAAAACUUUUAAUUACUGUUAAAAAUGCAAUGAAGUUAUUUAUUUUUUUAAUACAUCAAAACAAGUAGGAUUUGUGUCCUCGAGAUAUGUAAAAACAUAACUGGUCACAUUAGCCAGAGCUGAAGCUAAAAUGUAGUUUGAGAGUUUCUGGUAUGUUUGUGUCGUGUUAGUGAAGGGUUAGGCUUUUCCCAAUGAUACAAAGGUCUGAAAUGUUUGUAUAACAGAAUACCUCACUUAAGUUUUUCCUUGGAUUGUUAGCCUGUCAUGCUAACAUAAGCUUUGUUAGCUAGUUAGCUUAGCAUAGUUUAUUACUGAUGGAUUUUUUUUUAAUUUAUUUAUUUUUUUGGUCUUUUAAAAUAUUUUAAGCAAAAUCAAUGAAUAAAUGUUAAAAAGUUGGACAUGUUGUCCACCUCUCGAUAUGCAAGCACUGUUAAGAAACUACAGGAACAAAGUGAUGAACAGCUUUGAUUAUUGGUUGUUUGUAAGAAGAAAACAGUGUCCCAGACGCUCGGAUCAUUUUAUGUUCUGGUUUCAGGUGUUUGGGAUUUGUCUCCAGUCUACAAGAGAACAUUAGGAAUACUGUAAAAAUAAAAUAUAAAUAAAAUAAGGAGGAAAAAAACAAGAUUAAAAAAUCUCAAAAUGCUUGGAAAAAUCAGGAAUAUUAGUUUGCCAAAUAAUUUAAAUUAUGUUAUUUCUAGAUGACUCGAGGACCAGAUUUCUAGAUGACUCAAGGACCAGAACACUUUUUUUUGUAACCGGGGGUUCUGGUUGUUUUUUCGCUGAGUAAAAUAUUAAAACACAAGACACUUUGAAUACAAGCGGCUUUCUUUAGGCUACCACAAUAAGAGCCUCAAACAUACAAGAGUAUCUCAACUCAUCUUGAGCAUUUAAAAGUAGCAUGAGUUUCAGAGAAAAUGAUCUGAUCUACCUACCUUAUAGGAUUCUUCUAAAACUAGCUGCUUUCAAAAAACUACCAGAAAAAGUAUGGCCAUAUCGACUUUGUUCCCCACAUUUCCUUCCAUCCAUCCAUUUUCAUCCGCUUAUCCGGAGUCGGGUCGCGGGGGCAGCAGCCAAAGGCGAGAGGCCCAGACUUCCCUCUCCCCAGCCACUUGGGCCAGCUCCUUCGGGUGAAUCCCAAGGCGUUUUAGGAGAUUUAGAGGAGCUGAUUCUCAUCCCAGCUGCUUCACACUCGGCUGCGAACCGCUCCAGCGAAAGCUGAAGAUCACGUUCUGAUGAAGCCAACAGGACCACAUCAUCUGCAAAAAGCAGAGACCUGAUCCUCAGGCCACCAAAACGGAUGCCCUCCACACCUUGGCUGCACCUAGAAAUCCUGUCCAUAAAGGUUUUGAACAGAAUCGUGACAAAAGGCAGCCUUGCCAGAGUCCAACUCUCACUGGGAACAAGCCCGACUAACUGCCGGCAAUGCGGACCAAGCUCUGACCAGGGCCCGCCUGGUCUGACCGGCAUCCUCCUCCACCAUCUGAGCCAGCUCACCACCAGGUAGUGGUCAGUUAACAGCUCCGCCCCUCUCUUCACCCGAGUGUCCAAGACAUGCGGCCGCAGGUCAGAUGAAACUACAACAAAGUCGAUCAUCGAGCUGUGGCCUAAGGUAUCCUGGAGCCAAGAGCACAUAUGGACACCUUUAUGUCUGAACAUGGUGUUCAUUAUGGACAAUCCAUGACUGGCACAGAAGUCCAAUAACAAAACACCACUCAAAUUCAGAUCAGGGGGCUGUUCCUCCGAACCACACCUCUCCAGGUCUCACUGUCGUUGCCCACGUGAGCGUUAAAGUCCCCCAGCAGAACGAGGGAGUCACCGGAAGGAGCGCUUUCCAGCACCCCCUCCAAGGUCUCCAAAAAGGGUGGGUAGUCUGAACUGUAGUUUGGUGCAAAAGCACAGACCACAGUCAGAACCCAUCCCCCCACAUGUAGGCGGAGGGAGGGUAUCCUCUCAUUCACUGGGGUAAACCCCAACAUACAGGCACCAAGAUGGGGGGCAACUAGUAUGCCCACCCCUGCUCGGCGCCUUUCAGUGGAAGCAACUCCAGAAUGGUAGAAAGUCCAACCCCUCUCAAUGGAAACGGGUUCCAGAGCCAGAGCCAUGCGUUGAGGUGAGUCCGACUAUAACUAGUUGGAACCUCGCAACUUCACACACCAACUCAAGCUCCUUCCCCACCAGAGAGGUGACAAUCCAUGUGCCAAGAGCCAGCUUCUGUAGCUGAGGAUCAGACCGCCAAGGGCCCCGCCCUCGACUACCACCCGUCACACACUGCACCCGACCCCGACUUCCUCCUUUUUUAUUAUUAUUGUUUUGGUUUGUUUUUACAUUAGACCUAAUAAGUGGUACUUUACCAAGGAGUAGUGAAGACAUGUCAGGUAGAAACACAUGAACUUAAGCCAGUUAGCGUCCUAAACUAACUGCUGCAGAGCAGGUCCAGUCCGGUCCUGCUAAGAGGAUCCUGGGGCAUGGGGGUCGAAUCAGAGAUGUUCUCAUCGGCCGGUAGCUUUUACCGUGAUUCUUUUUCUUUACUUCUGCCUUUUAUUUUCUUCAACCUUUUUGUUGAGCCGUGAUGGAACCCAGGGAUUCAGAUUUGUUUAUCUUUAAACUUGUAAAACUUGCCCUUAUUGGUCGUUUACUCCUCAUAAACAACAGUUUUGUUGGCAUCCAAAGUGGAAUUCCAAAAUACGGGCUUAUUGUUAUUUAGUUCUAAUUAUUCUGAGCUCUAGAAUGAGAAAAGGGAGGUCAAGAAGGUCAACGUAUGUUUGUCUAGUAACAGUGGAGACUGAGCUUUCCGGGGGAGAGCCCCCUAGAGGGCGUCACAGAUCAUGACAGCGUUGAUGAUGGGAGUUUCCAAAAGGUCUCAUAGCAUUUGUUAUGAGGGACCUCAGGGUCUUGCUCUUGGCUCACUGAAAAUUUUAAUACGUUUUACAAACUGGAAUAAUCAUUGGAAAGUCCUCCUGCGUGUCAGAACCAUCUUUUCCAGUAAGUUUGAGAAUUGAGACAACUUUGGGAGGAGAUGGAGACUAACUUACAAACAAAAUCAGAAGAAGAUGCAAAUAUAUUUGACGAUUUGUGAUUAAAAUGCAAGAAGAAAAUCUGUGUACAUGUUUUUGAAACUAUUAUCAGUUUGGACAACAAUGUAGCAAAUGUGAAAUUUAAGAAAAUGAUAAAAUUCCCAGCAGCAUUUUGUCUCAAACCCGUCUCGAACCCGGUGAGAUACUGGAUCAACCUAAAAGCCCGUUCAGCAACCAGAAAACAACAAACACGUCUCAGACGUUUGGGGGGCUCCAGUGCCGUCGCCGGUACCUUAAAGUGCCAAACAGCAGAAUUUUUUAGGCUUCAUGUGAUGCGUUUCUGAUUUUUAUGAAAGCUUUGAUUGUUGAUGUUUCAGGACAAACGUGAGUUCUCGCUUAUCACAAUCCGACCUCCUCCUCUAGCAGGUUUCACUUUUAUUUCCAUACUGUGAAAAACAGCCAAACCUCUUCAUCAUCAGCAUGAUGAAGAUGAUCUGGGCUUCACUGUCCGAGUUUCUUUGAUGCUCUGCUUUGUUUCUGAUGAUCAACGUGUUUGCUUUAACAGGCCAGCUGAUUUGUGUUUAUUGCUUUAAUCUGAAACUACUUGCUUUUGUUUUCUUUACUCUGUGAAUUUAUUGAUGAUUAUAAUCUCCAGUAACUUUGACCACAAUAUGCCUAAUUAUAAAUGAAAUCAUUUAAACAUAAUCGCUCGAUGAGAUUACUCUGUACUGUUGAUUACUUAAAGUAUAUCCUAAUAUAUUGAAGCAGGAAAUAGAAAGAAAAAAAUGAAUUUACUAAAAGAUCUUUUAAUAUUGUACAUUUUUAAGGGAGGUACCUAACGAGCUCUUAAGAUGAACCUGAAAGGUUUUGUGUGAAGAUCUUUUAUGUUGCAUGUGUCUGUUGCUAACUCAUGUUGGUGUGUGUGCGCGCACGCCUGUGUGUGUGUGUGUGUGUGUGUAAGAGAGAGAGAGUGUGAAAGGCCAAAGGUUGGCUAGUUUAGAAAAUGUGAAGAUGCUUCUUUCACUAUGACCACUAGAUCACUCGCAGGUUGUUUCUCCUUCUGAGGAAAUAAAGCACUUUAAGUGUUGAGCA